Molecule: messenger RNA, 613 nt
Organism: Rhagoletis pomonella (apple maggot)
Lineage: Eukaryota; Metazoa; Arthropoda; Insecta; Diptera; Tephritidae
Exons: 2
Coding region: 44-352 (102 amino acids)
Source: RefSeq, a predicted model, not a curated record
UUAAUAUAUAAACAAAAAGGCGAACAAUUUUGUCAACAUAAGAAUGGUCCAAGGAAAAUUUAAAAAGGCGAAAUUGCCAGCCAGUGUGCAACAAAAGCAAAAACAGAAAAAUGCCAAAGCAUUUACAAGAAGAUCUAAUGCUCCCAUUCAGGCAAAGAAAACGAAAUUCAAUGAACAACAAAAGAUUAAAAACGCCAUCUCAAAGACUGUCAACAAAUCUGUAGAAAAUGAGUUGCGUUCGCGUGCCUUUGAAGGCCAAAUAAAACUCAGUAAGGCACAGGAAGCGGUGACGAAACAUCAUCAAGCGAAGGCUCAAGUUGCUGCUGAGGCAGCGCCAUCCACGUCAGCGUAGCAAUUUAAAGAGAAUAGAAUUCUUGAGGUGUUUUGUGGAUGUAUCUAUACAUACUUACAUAUCGUCGCCUGGGUAAAAGACUGUCGUAUGUUACUUUCGGCAGGUUUUGGGAAAUCGAUGUUAAAGAUUCAAUCAGAAUUUCUCAAAAGCUGUACAAUCGGUUUUUACCAAAGGUUAAUGCUUGAUUGUACAUACUAGCUAAGGUACAAAACCACAUUUUAUUAAAUUUUCAGCUUUUACAGCCACUUUUUUAUAAAAUCA